Messenger RNA from Cetraspora pellucida, 1614 nucleotides. The record is from the annotation of a GenBank genome assembly. NCBI's taxonomy places the organism in Eukaryota, Fungi, Glomeromycota, Glomeromycetes, Diversisporales, Gigasporaceae.
AUGUCAAAACUGACAAUUACUAAAAAGUGGCAGCAGAAAAGAGCAAAGGUAGCUUGUUCUGCACAUGCAUCUUACUCUCUUGUUGAUCUUGAUUCAAGUGAAGAAUACCUUGAUUCUAGUGGCAAUUCAGACGAAAGUUUGGAUGAUAAUUUUAUAGAGCUGGACAACCUUGAUGAUGCGAAUAUAAUCAUCGAGCAACUUCGUGCAUUUUUGCUAGUGGGAUCUAAAAAAAAAGGUGCCCUUCUGUCUAUGUUGGGAAUUCUAAACGUACAAGACAAAGAAGAAAUAAGACCUUCAGAAAAGCAUACACAACCACCAAUGGUAGAUAAUGAUGAAAAUUAUAGGGACUUUCAAGACCAGGGUGAUCAGGGUGACGAUGAAUUAGAAGAAGUAUUGGAUGAUGAAGUGCUCUCAACAACCGAAGAGGCUCAUUACCUGGCAGUUCUUUAUUUUCUUCAUUUAUGUUUGCAAGGUCAAAAAAAAAUAGAAGUGUCAAAAACAGUCGCAGACAUUGUUAAUGACCUCCGAGGAAGAUCCCCUUCAAAAAGCCUGCUCCAUGAUGAGUUGGUUUCUCUUCAAGUGGCCUUCUAUCUUCACUCUAAAAAAUUUAAUGUAGACCCUAUUAUGGUCAAAAAUUAUUUUAAACAAGAAAUCCUUUCCCUAUUGAACAUUGAAUCUGUGCAAGGUAUUUCAGUUAGAACACGCCUUGAUGUCAUCGAAUACUGCCAAACUUUUCUCCUGAAGGUUGCCCAGCUUGAACGAUUUAUGUCCAAGUGGGUCGAUCCAGAAUGCAAAAUGAGGACCUUUCCCGAUCUACAUUGUGAUGAAAAGAAACAUGUAUGGAUAACACAUGAUGAAACCACCUUUUAUGUUUAUGAUAGACUGCAUUCUGUAUGGAGCCCAGAGGGAGAACAGCCAUUAAGAAAAAAAGGGCUGGGUGCUGCUGUGCACAUAAGCGACUUCUUAACAGAAACUAUAGGAUCACUUAAAGAUGAUCAGGAAGAAGCACAUGUAAUGAUGGUUUUGGGUGCUAACUAUGAUGGUUAUUGGGACUCUGAAAAACUCCUUAAGCAAGUAAAACGAGUGGUUAAUAUUUUUGAGCGAACACAUCUGGGAUAUGUAGAUGUGCUUGUGGCUUCAAAAAUGAAUCUUGGUCUGGAUGGUUUGGCUCCAAAAAUGUGUAAAACUAUGUGGAAUGGUAGUCGUCAAUCAAUGCCUAAAGGAAUUCAAUGGGUUCUUAAUGAAAGAGGAUUAUGGCGGGAUGGUAUGAUGCUUGAGUGUAUUUCAUGUAAAAAAAAAGAGGCAGAUCCAAAUAUUAUUGAUUGCUGUGUGCAUCGGUUAAUGGCUAACCAGCCUGACUUUCUUGAGCAAUGUGGUCAAAUUCAGCAAGAAAUUGAGUCUCGUGGGCAUAAGGUUAUAUUCUAUCCCAAAUUUCAUCCUGAGCUCAACUAUAUCGAAAUGUAUUGGGGAAUGGCCAAAAAAUAUACUCGAUCUAAUUGUGAAUAUUCACUUCCAAAAACCAGGGAAUCGAUCAUUCGGGCUUUCGAUUCUAUUUCCGUAGAGCAAAUUCAUUCCUUCACUAGACUUUCGUAUAAGUGGAUGGAUGCUUACUGA